AUGGCGGCUGCAGCAACGGGACAAGGAGCGACUUCUGUGGCAGGGAACGGAACAGCACGACCCCUCGUUCUCACGCGAAAGAUCAACGCAGGAGCGAACUCUGCACAAACAAAAGUCCCCAACACCUACCAGUUGGAGCCUUCUAAGGAAUUCGCCUUUGCUACUCACCGAGAAGCAAUUAGAGAAAUUAUCAGCACCUGCCUGGAAGAGGCCCUCAAUGCCUCCGAAGCCGACCCGAAAGACGUUCUCAUGAACACCCUAGCCAAGAUAAAAUCGGAUUUACUCCAGCUACAGGCUGUGCUCUUCCCACGACACAGGGUAGUUGUGCAUGGAAUUAUUGGAAACAUUGGACAUAACCAACCGUCCCUCAUUUACGGAAGUCAGUGUCUGGCAUCACCUGAAUGCGGAGAUGAUGGAGUUAGUGUCUCGGUGAAAAACUACGAUAGGUUCUUAUGUGUAUGUGCGUUUGGUUCGUACCAAAGCUAG
Molecule: messenger RNA, 486 nt
Organism: Mesocestoides corti
Lineage: Eukaryota; Metazoa; Platyhelminthes; Cestoda; Cyclophyllidea; Mesocestoididae
Source: the annotation of a GenBank genome assembly